Molecule: messenger RNA, 1701 nt
Organism: Didymodactylos carnosus
Lineage: Eukaryota; Metazoa; Rotifera; Eurotatoria; Philodinida; Philodinidae
Source: the annotation of a GenBank genome assembly
AUGAACAAUAGUAACAGCAGUAAACAUAGAAAAGUAAACGUGGGAAUAAUUGGCGGCGGUGCAAGCGGUUUGGUUACAUUAAAAGAACUGUUGGCCGAAGGUCACCAGGGAACGGUAUUUGAAAAGUCUUCAAAUAUUGGCGGAAUAUUCAAUACCGUUUAUCAACAAGGUCAAAUGGUUAGCUCAAAUUUAGUGACAAUGUUUGGUGACUUUGUUGGUGAUGAACGGGAAUACAACGAUCUUCUCAAAAGCCCGCGUAUGUGGACAUUUAUUGAAUAUUCAAAAUAUUUGGUUGAUUAUGCCGAAAAAUUUCACCUAAUCGAACAUAUUAAGCUAAAUUCGGCAGUCAAAUCUGUGUGGAGAAGGUUGGAGGAUGGAAAAUGGAAUGUUGAAAUAAACGACGAAGCGCAAAGCAUUUACGAAUUCGAUCGUCUGGCUGUUUGUUCCGGUACACAUCAGUUGAGAUCAAUGCCAAAAUUCAAAGGUGUAACAAAGUUUCAAGGUAAAAUAAAACAUUUACAAGACGUUUGUACGUUCGAAGAGUUCCGAGAUAAACGAUGUUGUAUUGUUGGUAGUGGUGAGAGUGCUUCUGAUAUGGCAUUAGCCUCAGCUAAAUACGGUAAACAAUCAUUUUUAUCGAUUCGGCAAGAUCACGGAGUCAUUGUCAAGCGCUAUGGUACGGGCUCGUACGGGCCUGCUGAUUUGGGAACAAAUCGUGUUCGAUAUUCAAUACCGUUCAGACUGGGUCUUCUUCACGUAUCAAUAAUGCUCAUACCUAGACUUCUACUAUCUUUUGUAACACCCGCCGAUACGUUAGAAAAACGAAUAAUACGAAAACAACAUGAAAUGAAUUUUAGCCAACUUCGAACAAGUCAUUUUCGAAACACAUAUGGAACAAAAAAUGCCGGUCUCGUCGAAGCAAUACUCGAAUAUCAUUGUCAACGUAAGCCAGCUAUCAAAGAAUUGAGAGAACGAACAAUUGUAUUCGAUGAUAAUACAGAAGAAGAAUGUGAUGAAAUAGUCUGCUGUACGGGUUAUGAGAACGAAUUUUCGUUUUUGCUACACACUGGUGAUGAACUACUGAUGAAAGUGGCUAACGAUGCUCGAAUACCGCACAAUUUGUACAAGCAUUGUAUUCAUCCAGAAAUCGGUGAUCAGUUAUUUUUCAUUGGAUUUGUAAGACCGUGUUUCGGAGCCAUUCCACCAUUGGCUGAAAUGCAAGCAAGAUGGUUUGCUCUAUUGUGCUCUGAAAAAUUGUCGUUACCACCGAAGGAAACUAUGUAUCAACACAGUCAGUUGUACGUUAAGUAUUUGGAAGAAUAUUUUACACCCUAUCGAACAGAUCGUAUUGUUAAUCUGACGGAUUUUAUAUCCUAUUCGGAUGACCUCGCACGACUUCUUGGAUGCAGACCAAAUUUCGUUGAAAUGUUUUUUAAACAGCCUAAACUUUGGCUAAAAUGUCAACUAGGUCCAAUGUUGAAUGCUCAAUAUCGUCUAUGUGGCCCACACGCGAAUCGAAAACAAGCCGAAGAAAUUAUUCUUCAAUCGAAAUGGGUUUAUUAUGAUUUUUAUAUUUAUAUAGAAUUAUUUCUGUUAUUUUUUUCUUCCUUAUUCUAUCUAUUAUUUGGUAUUAAAAAAUGUAAACCAAAUAUAUGGUAUCCAAUCGUUGACGACACGAAGCACGAAGCCAAAAGAAAAUAA